AGCAAAAUUUAGUGAAGAUGGUGAGACACGGACACCUAGUCGAACGCUUCUAACGGUUUAAUGUCUAAAUUAAUAGUGAAUAAUAAUCAUUCAUACAGCGGUCAAUAUGUGAAUGAGGAUUCAUGAGUUUGCUGCUAGUAGGAAUAAGUGUGCGUCAAUUUGGAGAGCUGGACGAUAGUCGCGAAAAACGAAGGUACGGCAGGAUGGUUUGUUUAUGGAGAUCAGCUGUGUUACCAAACAUUCGUAUCGCUUUCGCUGCUGCGUCUACGACGCUUCUAUUUUCGGCGAAUAAAGAUGCUUGCGGAGCAACCAUCGAACGGUAGUUAAUUAAUCUUAAUGACAUGAAAGAAUGAAACGAGAAACUGUCAUUACUUGUGUAGAGCCAAACCGACGAGCAAAGACGAUGACAACGGUUUUGGAUGGCAGCUAUCAACGUAUGGAGCCAUAUGAAGGGGAGGAGGGAGAUGGAGAAGAUGACGAUGAGCACGAAGAAACACCUCAGGAGUCUGGUGUUAUGAUCCAUGUAGUACCAGAGGGGAAUAAAGCCAGAUGGAAUCACAUAGAAGAUUUGGAUUCUUUUUUUACAAGAAUGUACCAUUAUCACCAAAAGCAUGGAUUCGCCUGUAUGAUGUUGCAAGAAAUGCUUGAACUAGGACAGUUCAUUUUUGUAGUUACAUUUUCGACUUUUCUCUUUCAUUGCAUCGAUUAUUCCGUACUAUUUAAGGAUAAAGUAACUAACAGCACCUCGCACAAAACGUCGAUAAACGACGCCAUAUUGUCAACCAGCGAGUGUACAUCGUCUAUGAGUCUGGUCACAUGGAUUUGUAUUUUAGUAGCUGCAAUUUUUUGGAUUUUACGUUUAGUAAAAGUUUUAUACCAUUUCACGCAGUUUUGGGAUAUAAAGCAGUUUUUUAAUACAGCUCUCAAAAUCGAUGAUUGCGAUUUGGAUAACCUGACCUGGCAUGAAGUUCAAAAGCGAGUCAGAGAAGUGCAGAAAGAACAAGAAAUGUGUAUUCACAAAAGAGAGCUUACUGAAUUAGAUAUAUACCAUAGAAUAUUAAGGUUUAAAAAUUACAUGGUGGCUAUGAUAAAUAAAUCCUUGCUACCUGUGCGACUCAAAGUCCCUAUUAUAGGAGAAGUUAUUUUCAUGACAAGAGGAUUAAAGUACAAUAUGGAAUUGCUUCUAUUUUGGGGGCCGUGGUCUCCGUUUGAAAACAAUUGGCACCUUAAAGGAGAUUACAAAAAACUGAACAAAAGGCAGGAACUUGCAAAAACGCUAUCCAAACAUAUCUUGUGUGUAGGGAUAGCGAAUUUUCUACUUUGUCCAUUGAUUCUACUGUGGCAGAUACUCUAUUCUUUUUUCAAUUACGGAGAGAUCAUCAAACGAGAGCCAGGAACUUUGGGUUCGAGAAUGUGGUCUUUGUACGGUCGAUUGUAUCUUCGUCACUUCAAUGAACUUGAUCACGAAUUGAACGCGCGGCUCAAUCGUGCAUACCGUCCAGCUUCAAAGUACAUGAGUAUAUUUACAUCUCCAAUUAUGACUGUUAUCGCAAAGAACGUUGCUUUCGUGGCUGGAAGUAUAUUAGCAGUUUUAUUAAUAUUAACCGUAUACGAUGAAGACGUUCUAACGGUGGAACAUGUACUGACUACCAUGACCAUACUAGGUGCGAUGGUAGCAGGAGCGAGGGUAUUUAUACCCGAUGAAAAUUUAGUUUGGUGUCCAGAGACUCUUCUCACCGCUGUCCUAGCGCAUACACAUUACAGACCGGAUAGCUGGCGGGGCCAUGCUCACACUCAAACCACAAGAGCGCAGGUGGCACAGCUGUUUCAGUAUCGUGCAGUUCAUCUUUUAGAAGAAUUAAUUUCUCCCCUACUUACACCGUUCAUUUUGUGCUUCCACAUGAGGCAUCGAGCCAUAGAUAUCGUCGACUUUUAUCGAAACUUUACGAUCGAAGUCACAGGUGUGGGUGAUGUUUGUAGCUUUGCGCAAAUGGACGUACGAAAGCAUGGAAAUCCAAUGUGGCAAACGGUGACACAAAGCCCCAUCGAAGACUCCAGUGCGGGAUAUGACAAUCGGUAUGGCUUGGAGCCAGAGAAACUUCAAAUUCCAAAGUCGAAUCAGUACACGCAGGCGGAAGACGGAAAAACGGAAUUAUCCCUUAUACAUUUUACUUUAACGAAUCCUGAAUGGAAACCGCCAAGUCACGCCGAAAAUUUUGUAACAGCCUUAAGGGUCAGAGCUAAGAAAGAAGUACACUGUGUACACGGCGAGAUCAAUCCUCUCCUGUCAAGUUUAAAUAGUUUGUCUGGUCUGGGACCUAGCUAUAAUGACAUAGUUUCGAACAUUAUUCGAAGUACAAUGGUGAAUCAAGUAAGUAUACCGAGUGCGAGCAACGUAUUCGUGAACCAACCUGGUACUUCAGCCGCUUCGGUAGUGGUAGACGAAUCGUUGAGUAUGAAAUCGGACAUGUUAUCGCACGCGAUUCGACGCGGCUUGAGCAAAGCAGAGGGUCCAAUACACAAUGAAAAGGGAUUUCUUUAUGGAUUGCAACAAGGAAUAUCCAAUCAAUCUUUAGGCGCGUCCGUCUUUGGAUCGGGCCACGAAUUGUCUGCAGAGUUGACUGUACCUUUGGAAUUGACUGCUGCCGAUAUGUCUUUAUCUACAUUGUACCUGCAUGAACUUCAUCACAGACAAAUUAAAAGGAGGGGCAUUCAAGAAAUGGGAACGAGAAGUAUAUGGCAAAGAAGUCCUGUACAAGAACUUGCUACGCUUCCAGAAGUUAGGCAAGAGAGGGCACCCUUGCUGUUACAUCAAGAUUCCUCUAUAAGAAAUAGUAAAGAAUCGACAUACGACUUGAACACUCAUUGGGAUAGUAUCUGAAUAAUUCGUGCAGUGAUAUCAUCACCUUUAAGAGAAUAAAAUGUUUUUAUCCGCUUUACAAUGGCGACGACCUCGUGAUUUAUUUUAUUAUCAAGGGUAUAGCUUCAACGUUUAAGAAUCUGUGUUAUCGAUGUAAAUACAGUAUCGAAAUGUUGCGUGACUAAACUGGCGUAGUAAGGUCAACAAUUUCGAAAAAUGCCUACUCUAAUGUCGAAGGCCUAAAUACGAGUAUAUUUUAUGCGUAGGACGUCUACGAUUACGAGUAAAAAUUUCUCAGAAUAUUCAUUUCGGAAUGACAUUAGCAGUAGCAAUGUGGAAAAUACUUAUUGUAAAAAAUUGAAACUAAUCCUUCCUGCCUGAAAUUUACAACACAAAGUUGCCUUCCUUCGAAACGUUUAUUUCUGCGUUGCAAAAGGCAAACGAAUUGUGUAAAUUGUUUAGGGCACAAACGAAAAAAGGGAUAUUCUUGCGUUUAAUUGCAAAAUAUGAAUCUGUAUGUGGUAAUCUUACCUCUAGUUUCCAAUACCACGAUUCUCUAGUCAUAUGAAAUUAAUCGCGCGCCAUAGCAUAAACGACUAUUUAUUUGUUGAAUGUAGUUGCUCGAUAAACACGGUGGAUGAACGUUAACGGCUAAGGCACGCGAGAAAUCGCCUGUAUAUACGCGUAUUUCCAUAAUCUUAACACUGACACGGUGCAGCUAACAACCUCGAGAGAAAAUUUUAUUCUUGACAAACUUGCGGGUUGUACCGAGGAAUAAGUUAAGGACAAUUUAGCUCGUGUUAAUUCUUUGUUAUGGGCAACUUUCAUUGCGCAAUAACUCGUAUUAUUGCCGGCUUUUCAUCGGCAUUAAGCGACUACGAUUCAUACUUUAAUGACCUUUAAACAAAGUAACGCGUAACAAAAAUAAAUAAGAACCUAGUUUUUGCUAGGAAAAUCUUAUUAUCUCUAUGAAUCUAUAAAAGAACUAUUAUUAUUAAUGAUAAUAAUAAUAAUUAUUAUUAUUUAAGGGUUAUCUGUAAUUUAUCAUUAUGACAAAUAAAUACGUUUCAU
Molecule: messenger RNA, 3931 nt
Organism: Hylaeus anthracinus
Lineage: Eukaryota; Metazoa; Arthropoda; Insecta; Hymenoptera; Colletidae
Gene: Atg9
Product: autophagy-related protein 9A
Exons: 8
Coding region: 350-2881 (843 amino acids)
Biological process (GO): autophagy of mitochondrion; protein localization to phagophore assembly site
Cellular component (GO): phagophore assembly site; autophagosome
Source: RefSeq, a predicted model, not a curated record